Camarhynchus parvulus is the source of this 4715-nucleotide messenger RNA. Its product is annotated as histone H2B 5-like. The coding region runs from base 164 to 544 and encodes 126 amino acids. Gene Ontology annotation, molecular function: protein heterodimerization activity; structural constituent of chromatin; DNA binding. Gene Ontology annotation, cellular component: nucleosome. The record is from RefSeq and is a predicted model, not a curated record. Lineage: Eukaryota; Metazoa; Chordata; Aves; Passeriformes; Thraupidae. The transcript has 2 exons.
CCACCCGGCGCGGCGGCCGCCGGAUCUGCGCGGAGCGGCCGCGAGCAGACCCCCGGUCCCGCCGCCCGCACCUGCCCCGCGCCACGCCGGCGCCUGGAGCUCGCCUGCGGAGGAGUCCAGACGCCCAGCAGCAUCUCCAAGACCCAGCAAAAGAGCUCUCAGGAUGCCAGAGCCAGCAAAGUCAACCUCAGCCCCCAAAAAGGGCUCCAAGAAAGCCGUGACAAAGACGCAGAAGAAGGGCGACAAGAAGCGUCACAAAAGCAGGAAAGAGAGCUACUCCAUCUACGUCUACAAGGUGCUGAAGCAGGUGCACCCUGACACGGGCAUCUCCUCCAAGGCCAUGGGCAUCAUGAACUCCUUCGUGAACGACAUCUUUGAGCGCAUUGCCGGGGAGGCCUCGCGCCUGGCGCACUACAACAAGCGCUCCACCAUCACCUCGCGGGAGAUCCAGACGGCCGUGCGCCUGCUGCUGCCCGGCGAGCUGGCCAAGCACGCCGUGUCCGAGGGCACCAAGGCUGUCACCAAGUACACCAGCUCCAAAUAGCUGCGUGGCUGUCCCCUCUGCGGCGGCACCAUCGAGCGCAGGGCCCUCCACGCCAGCACAGGCAGGCAGCCAUGGUCUGGUGAAUGGUCACAGCUAUUGUCCACAGCAAUCUGCAGCCUGGGGAUGGGCACAAGAAGCUGCCCAGAGGAGGAGACAGCGAUCUGGAUGUCAGCUGAUUUUCAUCAUCUGCUCAGGAUGUGGGAAGGAUCUGCCGAGGCUGGCAGUGGAGGCCCCUGCUUUUACAUCUCAUUCAAAGAACUGACCAGCCAUGGUAUAUCCAGUCUCCUCUGUGCUUGGCAAACAUUCCUGUUUGGCACUGGGAGGGGGGACUGGCAGCAGCAACACAGAGACACCCUCACUGAAGUCUUCCUGUUUGACUGCUUUCUCACAGUCAUCUGACAUGGCUACUGAGGAGUCAGCGCUGCAUCCUCUCUCUCAGAGCCUGAAUCCCUCCUGGUGUGCAGUGCCUCAGCCCACCCCGUGCUGGCAGAAGUGGCAUCAACAGCUCCCAGGCACAUAUUGAUUCAACAGCUAUCUGUGCUUGACAGCCUGUUUUAAAGAGCAAGCCUGGCAGGCAGGCAGAUGCCCACGUUGAUAGCAAGCACUAAUCCUCCUCCUUGGUCCUGAUGGAUGAGCCAUGGAGCAGGAUGAGGGUGCUGGAGCUGCCCACUGCCUCCCACCUUGUGCUGAGGUGGGGGGAUGGACAAGGUGGGAUGUUGGGAGUGGGUCUCUGUCUUUCCUGGCUGCUGCUUUGCCUGCCUUAGGACUUGCUUUGGCAUGCAAGACAUUGCUAAUUCUGCUGCUUUUCAGAGACUUUUCCUGCCUUGAUGCUGCCUGGGUGUUCCCUUCCACCAUAAGUGUGGGCAAGAUGGGGUGGUGCCCGUGGGGGUGCCCUCUCAUGUGAGCAAUAGGGUGGUGCAGGACAAGCAGCACAGAUGUUUGGGGCAGGGACUGAGGAUUUGGGAAGGUAUCUGGUGUGGGAGCACAGGUGGUCAGUGCAUUUUGAGGGGUGGGAGGAAGCUCACUCCCCUCAGAGAUCACUGCAGGCAGCUUGCCUGCCCCUGCCCUCCCUGAUUCAUUCAGCAGUUAGAAAGCAAAAGCAAAACUGGGAGCUGGGUGGAUAUAUAGGGACACUUGCCUGCAUCCCAGAUAUCUAAAAGAAUAAAUAGUUUUAAACUACUUCAAAUACUCCCCAUAUCUUUUCAAAGUCCACAGUAAGGUGAGCAAUAAUAAAAUCAUGAUAAAGCCAUAGAGGUUAAGGGAGGAAUGUCUUGGUUACAGGUUUAUCUUGCCCAGACUGCUGGAUAGCAGAAGGGCCUGUGUAGAACUGGUGUGAAGUUGAAGCUUCCUACUCAAACCACAAAAUUAGACAACAUUAAAAAAUAUCAAAGCCUCUGGUAGGCAGUAACAGUCAAAUAAAAAAUAUUCAUGUCUAAAAUAACAACAGCUUUCUGCAACUUACUCUGUAAAUAAAAGGAGCAGCAAGAAGAUAGGAUCCAGAACUAGAUGCAGAUUCUCCCUAAGCUUCAGGACCUUGUUUUUAAUUAAAAGGUGAAUUCAUAUCCCAAAAUAACAGCCUUGCAGUACAUUUCUGUCUUUCCCCUGCCUUUAUCCUGUUUCUUUACACUUUGAGAGUGAUUGAGACCUUUGGCAAACUUAUGUUGCUUUUGGAGCUGUAGGACUCUGCAGCUCCAGAAGAUUUGCAUUGCAGUUGUUUUUCCAGCUGGUCUGAGGCAUAGCCCUGGGAGCAGCCUGGGGUCUCUGUGCAAGAGUGAAGGUCAGUUUGUAUAUGUGGAGUGCUCACACCCUGCUUUGGGUGUGAGCACCCCACACUUGAGAGGGGCCUUUCAUCCCACCCUCUGCUCAGUGAUACUACACAGUUGUGUCUCAUAGCCUGGUGCCAGCAGCAAUCUCUGCUGACAGCUCUCAGAAAGAACCAAACCCAUCUCCCUGGGUGCCAGCACCCACAAGGAGCAGCUCCCAGCAACAGCACCUGUAUUCAGUGUCAGUGGCAUUGGGAACCUGGGCUUCUUGGCCAGGACACCUUGCAGGUGACAGCUUAGCACUUCCUUCUGUUUCCUAUCAAACAGUCAGAAUCAGAUACCAAAGGUGAACAUGUACCUGCAGUGAGCCCAGAGCCACCAUCCUUGACACCUGUGCCACGAGAAUUCCAGGCAGUGGAUGAUGCAUCAGGGAGGCUGUUGAGAGUGAAGGGCUGGGUGGCAUUGCUGGAACUUUCUUCCUCUGUCCCUGUGAGCUGCAGGUCAGAAUUUAUCCCUGUGGGGAGCUCUACUGAAGGCAGGAAUUCAGAGUGGAAUGAGCCCUCUCCAGUCCAAGCAGUGUGUUUGAGCCAGGACACAUCUCCCAGGAUCACCUGGCACAGCCUCUAAACUCUCACUCUUCUGAGCAGAGCCCCGCUUGAGUCUCCACAGGCUGCAAGAAAUCAGGAAAACAGAAUGAGGCAUUGGCCCUCCAGGGUCUCCUGGGCAGCUCAGGGAGCCAGGAAUGAGGCUGGGCACUCAGAUGGGAGCUGCUCACUCCAUACUCAGAGUACUGGUCCCAUUUUCUUCUGCCACUGUUGUCAUUCUCCAUUUUUGGAGAUUGUUUCAGAGGGAGGAGAACCAGUGAUUUAAAGCUACAAAAAUACUUGAAGGCUUAAAUAACAUUUUUAUAUUGUCUAAAGCCAUGUGACUGAGACUGAUCAUGUCCAUGCAUUUAUAGUUUAGGUUGUCUUUUUAUUCAUCAUUUUCUCUUCACUGUCCAUUUUAUUUUUUUUUCACUCACUCCUGACAAUGUGAAGCACAGGAUUGAAGAACUGAUCCAUGUAAAAACAAACCUUUUUUAUUUUUUUCCUUUCUUUCAAGCUUUGUUUUAACCCUGUUCUAGAGGCUGCUCUGUUCUGUCACUGUUGUGCAGACAUUUGUGCCAGCAAAGGGAAGGGAUGAUCCAGGAAAGGCGAGGCUGGUAUAAGCUAGGACUGACACAGAAAGCAUUUGGGAAGUUAAUGUACAGGACACCAUCCUCGGCAUUAAAUGGGAAUUAGUUUGAAUGUGAUAAGCUUGGGCUGAGCCUUAAUAUUAGAGGCAGCAGAAGGUGGUCUGAAAGUUCAAGGAUUGAUUGUCCUCUAAGCAAUCUGAGGUGUGACAUACUUCACACUUUCCUGGUAAGGAGGUUUGCUGCAGAAGAUGGAUUCUGCACUACGGGAUCCGUGCUUUUAAAGAAUACAUAUUUCCAGCUCUGGAAUUGAGAAAAUGUUUUAAAAUUGAAGAUAAUAUACCAAGGCCCACUGUCCCUGCCUGAUCCCCUCUGCAGUCCCAAAAGCAUCUCCGGGCCAUGCCUGUGUUUUGCCAAUUAAAGUAAAUCAACUACAGAUUGAAAGUUGGAAAGGAAGAUGAAAAAGGUAAUACAGCCUUGAUACUAACCUCCUGUUAACCCCAAGGAUAUCACUGUAUUUGUUAUUUGUUAUUUGUUUUCAUGUACACUUUAAAAGAGAAAACAAGCUGCUAUAGAUCUGAUUUUCCACCCUGCUUCCCCAGAAGGGCCUAAAGUCCAUCUGCCUUCCACAGCAGAGUUCAGCCUAUAGAGGAGCUGAGUGUCCCCUGCAUGGAGUCUUGCUCCUGCUCAGGACUCACAGGUUUUUAGUCAAGCUUGGGGAAAACGAGCAGAAACCAGUGUGGAGGACGAGUGCCUGUCCUGGACACAGCUGUGUGCCCCACAAGGGACACUGAAGGGUCCUGCCCAGUGGAGUUGUGUGGUCUGUGCACCCUUCACUCUGGUGAGAGGCAGCCCCAAGUCCUGCCACCCCUGGAGCAGAGUUUGGCAUGGCCUCUGCAUAGCCCUGAGCUUCUGUUCCAUCACAGCAUUUCCUGAGGGUUUACAUCCAGAUCAAAUUGUUUACAGGGAAAGGAGGAAUGGGAACUGAAUAAUAAAAGCCACUUUGUGACAGAAUUUGGAGAGUUUCCUGGGACCACCACCUGGGGAGCAAUCUUUCAUGCUUACUCCAUGCAUGGUAUCUCUUGGGCUUAUGUACACAGAGUUUUUCUGACAAUAAGUGUUACAUCAAGUAUGAUCCAUGUUAAAUUGCUGCUGGGUUAUGACUUUAGUGCUAAUUACCUGCUUUCUGUUAAGUGUCUAAAUAAAAUGUAACUUCCAACCUGUUGGAAGUCAAUGG